CGGGCGAGGAUUUUUUAACGCAUCAACAGACACACCAUUCUGUUCAAACUGUGAGAAGGGAUGGAUGGGCCCUGAUUGUAGUGAGCCAUGUUAUGGUACACAAUCGCCUAUGGAUAGCGGUAUUUGCGUUUGUGACAACGCCUGCCAAAUGGAGACUGACAAUUGUUUAUUAACAUGUAGUGGACAUGGUACCUGUAGUGAAUCCGAAACAUGCGUUUGCUAUGAUGAGGACACUGGAUACAAUGCUGACGGCUUCUGGGGCGAUCAUUGUGAGAUACAGAAAUGUCCCGGAAUGUUAGAAUCCUGUAGUGGACAUGGUCAGUGUAUUCAAGGUGACUGUAGCUGUGACGAGGGCUGGAGAGAAAACAAAACAUCGUGCCAUAUACCUGAUUGCCCGGGAACCCCAGAUUGUAAUGGUCGUGGAAAUUGCAUAACAACGGGGGUGUUACAUCUUGCGAAUGUCACGAGGGUUAUAUGGGCAUACAGUGCGAGUUUGAAUGUUUGUAUGGAAAUGUUACAGCAGACUUCACUUGUGAUUGUUUCCCUUGCUAUACAGGUGGUGCAUGUAAGGAAAACCUGCAACGGUCAUGGCAGCUGUUUUGAAGAUACAUGCCAGUGUGAUGCAACUUACUGGG
Molecule: messenger RNA, 635 nt
Organism: Ruditapes philippinarum (Manila clam)
Lineage: Eukaryota; Metazoa; Mollusca; Bivalvia; Venerida; Veneridae
Product: tenascin-like
Exons: 2
Source: RefSeq, a predicted model, not a curated record